AUGACUAGGCAGCAAGGGGCUGAAAAGCAAGACAACUACAAUUUUGAACUGACACAGGCUUCAAGUGGGCGUGAUAGACACGUCCCAGGGGGCAAUUCUACUGAAACAGUGAUUGUGCAGUUAUUGCCUUUCGAGUCAAAAUAUUUGCCUGAUAAUUGGCCUCUAUUGAUGGAUUGGAUUCUUAAAUAUCCACAACACAUCGAGCAUUCCAUAUGUCGGUACCCGCAUCCCAUUUUGCCUCCAGUGAAACCUCGGGUGCUCGUAGGCAUCGAGGCUGGAUAA
This is a messenger RNA of Histoplasma mississippiense, 282 nucleotides long. RefSeq lists its product with no specific name. The transcript is spliced from 4 exons. The record is from RefSeq and is a predicted model, not a curated record. NCBI's taxonomy places the organism in Eukaryota, Fungi, Ascomycota, Eurotiomycetes, Onygenales, Ajellomycetaceae. The coding region runs from base 1 to 282 and encodes 93 amino acids.